CCCAAAAAGCCCCGCCCACUAAACGUUUGAUUCUUCAGCGGCUUCCGUCUCAAAAACAAAAACAUGCCGAAAACACAAAGAAAGUUAAAACCGCUGAAAGUGAGGCGUGCUGAAGAGGCUAAAAAAUUCGGUGUUGCAGCGUUUACUCUGAAAGAGCUGAUCAAGAAAGCAUGCAGUUUACUUCAGAUGCCUGCCUCGGAGGUACAGUGUUGUUUGUAUGAGGACGGGACGGUAGUGACGGAAGAUUAUUUUCUACAGCUUCCUGAUAACACUGAGUUAGUUCUACUUCCGGACGGACAGAGCUGGAACGGAAUGGUAUACGACCUCAACCAAAUCCUUGGACUGGCCAGACACUCAGAAGAGCUGAUCAGUGCAGCUCAACAGUUAUUGAUCGAUGAGCAUUCAGCGAGAAGGAGAAAAAUCCUCAGUGAACUCCUGUGCAAUCUGAAUGAUAACGCAGAGCUGGAGAACAGGGAAGAAGAUGAGGACUGGUUUGAAGGGAUUGACCCAAGAUUUAAGACCAAGUCAUCAUACAUGAAGCAUAACUGUGAGCAAAGGAUACGGUCAUACGUGAAAGAGGUGUACAGCCAUGCUCACACUAUUAAGAAUGCUAAGCAGAAGGGGGAAUAUCAGAAGGUGGCAGCCAGCAUGACAGAAAAGCUGAAAUCUGUGCGCUAUCAUGGCAAUUACUUUGACAGGACAGAGAAGGAUCUCCAUCGACUGUGCACUAAAGAAGGCUGGUUCUCCUGCCAGGGCGCCUUUAAUUUGGAAAAGUGUGAAUCUCUGCACUCGAUAAACCCGUAUGGAAACCGUGAGAGUAGAAUCCUUUUCAGCACCUGGAAUCUGGACCACAAGAUCGAGAAGAAGAGAACCAUCAUCCCGACUCUUGUCGAUGCACUUCAAGAUAAAAAGAGCUGUGAUAUAAACCUGGACUAUUUUUACAAGCUGCUAUUUACAAGAGAAAAUCUUAAGCUGGUACACAUCGUCUGUCACAAGAAAGGAGCUCAUGACUUAACAUGUGAUUCACGCCAAGUGUACAGACGGGUUAAAAGGAAGUGAAGAGGUUAGAAAUGGCAUCAUGACUAGAAUUGGCAUUUUUUUUUAUUAGUUGUUAUUUUUUUAAAACUAUGUACACUUUUUAGAUUCAAUUUUAAAAUGUGAAAUUAAGGAAUUUUGUGAUUUUUAUAAUUGACAGCUUUGUUGGACAAAUUUCCUUAGCAUACUCAGGUAUUUUGUGAAAUGUUUAGCAGUUUAAAAUUAUUUUGCCUUAUGUGUGAAAGAUUUAUUUUUUGUUUACUUAUUUACUUCUAUGAAAUUCAUGUUUUCUACGUCAGUUGGUAACAGAAUUUUUUUUAUUUAGUUUUUUUUUAUUAAACCAAGUCGUUGGUUUCUUUUUUAAAUGCCAGUUUACAACACCAAAGAAUUGAGCCUAAGGUUCCUUUAAAAAUUGUUUAAAAAGAAUUUAAACAUAUAUUUGUGCUUAAACAUUGUGGAUAGUGUCUAUUUCCUGAAGCACUAUAAGAUUUAGACAGAAUGACAUCAUCAAUACAAAGGACACACAGGCCCCUUUCAUAAGCCACAACAAUUCCAUUUAAUUUCAUGCUGUUGUCAAAUCAAUGAACAUGUACUGUGUCUGGACGGAGUAUUUUACUUUGUGUGAAAUGGUUUAAUACAGACUGUUCUUAAUAUUAAAUAUUAACAUUGUGUAAACAGCA
This is a messenger RNA of Tachysurus fulvidraco (yellow catfish), 1715 nucleotides long. RefSeq names its product DNA fragmentation factor, beta polypeptide (caspase-activated DNase) (gene dffb). The record is from RefSeq and is a predicted model, not a curated record. Gene Ontology annotation, biological process: apoptotic process; apoptotic DNA fragmentation. The coding region runs from base 64 to 1059 and encodes 331 amino acids. The transcript has 7 exons. NCBI's taxonomy places the organism in Eukaryota, Metazoa, Chordata, Actinopteri, Siluriformes, Bagridae. Gene Ontology annotation, cellular component: nucleus; cytoplasm. Gene Ontology annotation, molecular function: DNA endonuclease activity.